AUGUCGAAAACGGUCGAUAUACCCGAUGAGCUAAAGGCAGCACUCCGCAAGUUUCGAUUUGGUCGGCGCAGCAGUAGCGCAGCUAUGGUCGUCAAGAUCGACAAGAAACAACUCAAGAUGGUCGAGGAUGAGACGUAUGAUAAUAUUAGUAUGGAAGAGCUUGCUGAAGAACUACCCGAGAACGCGCCACGAUAUGUCGUACUGUCAUAUGAAGUCAAAUAUGACGACGGCCGAACGAGCUAUCCUCUCGUAUUGAUUAACUGGUCGCCUAGGGGGAGUGAGACGAGUCUUCUAACCUUGCACGCCAGUGCGCUCAUAGACUUCCAGAAUACUGUGGACGUCCAGAAAGUCGUAGAGAUAAGAGACGGUGCUGAAGGCCUGACACGGGAGGCUAUCGAUGCGAAGCUGAAGUGA
Messenger RNA from Fomitiporia mediterranea MF3/22, 414 nucleotides. RefSeq names its product glia maturation factor beta. Gene Ontology annotation, cellular component: actin cortical patch. The transcript is spliced from 4 exons. Gene Ontology annotation, biological process: negative regulation of Arp2/3 complex-mediated actin nucleation; actin filament debranching. The coding region runs from base 1 to 414 and encodes 137 amino acids. The record is from RefSeq and is a predicted model, not a curated record. Lineage: Eukaryota; Fungi; Basidiomycota; Agaricomycetes; Hymenochaetales; Hymenochaetaceae. Gene Ontology annotation, molecular function: Arp2/3 complex binding; actin binding.